Molecule: messenger RNA, 270 nt
Organism: Echinococcus granulosus
Lineage: Eukaryota; Metazoa; Platyhelminthes; Cestoda; Cyclophyllidea; Taeniidae
Exons: 2
Coding region: 1-270 (89 amino acids)
Source: RefSeq, a predicted model, not a curated record
AUGUCGGUCGAUUGCUCUGCCUCCACGGCAACAACAAAGUCGCCUCUUGUCGUCCGUAUUCAGCGUGCUGUGUGGGCAACACUAAAGAGAAUCGUUUCCAGUGCAAAUGAAUAUAAGGCCAGUCUUACCGCCGGGGGUGUGAUGUCCAAAUACACCGAAUCUGUCGCCUUCUCCACUGAUCUUGAUCCCUCGCAUAUGGGAGCACAUUCACUGCUCCAGCCCGUCGUCAUAAUAUCAAAUGCGGCUCACUAUGUGGUCUACCAGUACUAG